AUGCGACAGGUGCUGAGGGCCGGCUUGGGAUGCCUCGUCUCCCUGCUGCUCGCCGCACCGGCUGACGCCUUCUACAUUCCAGGCUGGUCUAUCAAGAGCUACCACGACGGCGAACAGAUCCCGCUCCUUGUUAACAAGGUCUACUCCGAUAACACGCAGCUUCAGUAUGCGUACUACGACCUCCCCUUCGUGUGCCCCCCGACGGGCAAGCCGAAGCCCGGCACCGGGCUGCUGAGCGGACAGAGCAUUCCCCUUAACCUCGGCGAGGUCCUUCGUGGCGACAGGAUAAAAACGUCCGACAUUGACUUGGUCGUGGGCCAAGAUAAGCCAUGCAACCUGCUGUGCAAUCGCGAGAUUUCAAGGAAGGAGAUGCGGAGGGCCCGCGAGAUGGUGCAGGACGGCUACGUCACCGAAUGGAUCGUCGACAACCUCCCCGGUGCCACGAGCUUCGUGACCGUCGACAAGAGCCGCAAGUACUACGCUGCCGGCUUCAAGCUGGGCUUCACAGAUUACGCUGCCAACGGUGGCAAGCCCCGCCACUUCAUCAACAACCACCACACCAUCGUCAUCCGCUGGCGCAAGGCACCUGGCAAGGCUGGCGAGAGAGGCGGCAAGGUCGUCGUCGGCUUCGAGGUCUACCCCAAGAGCAUCGGGCCUCAGACCAAGCGCGAGGAGAGCGGGUGCCCUGCUGAUCUGCAGAACAUUGACCAGAACUUCGAGCUCUACCUAGCCCCGAACAAGUCGAGCGACAACUCGGCGCAGUACUCGCAGUCCUCGUACCAGCCGGAAGACGACGAGGACCCCGACGACGACGCCAAGCUCACCAUUCCCUACACCUACUCUGUCUACUUCCGCGAGGACAACAACGUUGAGUGGUCGCGACGAUGGGAUUUGUACUUCGUCAACCAGGAGGAAGGCUCCAAGAUCCAUUGGCUCGCUAUCGUCAACUCGCUGAUCAUCUGUGGUCUGCUUACUGGUAUCACCCUGAUGAUCUUGGCCAGGACUAUUCGCUCCGACAUUAAGGGUUACAAGGAGGUUCCUCUCGAGGAUGGCAAGCCCAAGCUGAAGCGCAAGAAGACUGGAAACAGAUCUCCCAGGCUUUCAGAGAAGACUGGCGGACUUCUCGACCAAGGAAACGAUGUGGAGAACGAUGCGGAUGUGUCUUCCGACGAGGAGGCAUUGGAAGAUGUCACGGGUUGGAAGCUGCUGCAUGCCGAUGUUUUCAGGACUCCUGCUUUUGGCUACCUCCUGGCGCCCUUGGUCGGUUCGGGCAUGCAACUGCUUUUCAUGGCUAUCGGACUGGUCCUUCUGAGCGCCCUUGGCGUCCUCAACCCGAGCUUCCGCGGAGGAUUCAUCAGCGUUGGAGUCGGUCUGUUCGUCUUUGCCGGCCUGUUCUCCGGCUACUUCUCAGCACGUGUCUACAAGACCUUUGAUGGACAAGAUUACCGAAAGAAUGCGCUGGUCACUGCUGUUCUCUUCCCGGGUCUGCUCUUCGGCAUCGUCUUCAUUCUGAACUUGUUCGUCUGGGCGCAGGCCUCUAGCACGGCCAUCCCCUUCGGCACCCUCGUGGCGAUCAUCUUCCUCUGGUUGUGUAUCCAGGUUCCCCUGGUCUACGCUGGUUCUUGGUUCGGUUUCGUUCGCGGUGGAACCUGGGAACACCCGACCAAGACAGCCACCAUUCCCCGCCAGGUCCCGCUGCAAGCUUGGUACAUCAAGUCUUGGCAGUCGAUCCUUCUGGCUGGCCUCAUUCCCUUCGCAGUCAUCUUCAUCGAGCUGCUCUUCGUCUUCCAAUCCGUGUGGCAGGACAAGAGCGGCUACUACUAUGUGUUUGGAUUCCUGGCGGUGGUUUCGGUCAUCCUCAUCCUGACGAUUGCUGAGGUGACUGUAGUCACCAUCUACAUCCAGCUCUGCUCUGAGAACUACAACUGGUGGUGGCAGUCGUUCAUGGUCGGUGGUGGUAGCGCAGUCUGGGUGUUUCUGUACUGCGUGUGGUACUACUUCUUCAAGCUGCACAUCACCGGCUUCGUCAGCAGCAUGCUGUUCUUCAGCUACAGCUUCAUGGCUUGCUGCGUGUAUGGUCUCUUGACGGGAACCGUUGGUUUCCUGAGCGCAUAUGCCUUUGUGAGGAGGAUUUACGGAGCGAUCAAGGCGGACUAA
Molecule: messenger RNA, 2157 nt
Organism: Colletotrichum siamense
Lineage: Eukaryota; Fungi; Ascomycota; Sordariomycetes; Glomerellales; Glomerellaceae
Gene: TMN7
Product: Transmembrane 9 superfamily member 7
Exons: 3
Coding region: 1-2157 (718 amino acids)
Biological process (GO): protein localization to membrane; vacuolar transport
Cellular component (GO): membrane; Golgi apparatus
Source: RefSeq, a predicted model, not a curated record